AGUGUGUGAGGGGCGGGUGCUAGUGGGCAGGACCCAGUUCCCCCUGUCACCGGUGCUUGCGCGCGCCGCGAAGCCACAAGCCUGGCGGAGAGACUUGGCCUGCGGCAGGAUGGAAGGACUCCCAGUUCGGUUGUUGCGCGGCAGCGGGCUGCUAAGAAGACACUUCCCAACUUGCCUGAGUUCCUGGAAAGUUCCUCCUCGUGUCCUAAGGUCUUCCCAGUCAGAGGUUCACCUCAAAGGAAGGAGUAAUGCACUGCCCUCUGCUCCGCUGCAGACAUUUACAGAUGAAGAAAUGAUGAUCAAGAGCACAGUUAAAAAAUUUGCACAGGAACAAAUUGCUCCUUUGGUUUCAAACAUGGAUGAAAAUUCAAAAAUGGAGAAAUCGGUAAUACAAGGAUUAUUUCAACAAGGGUUGAUGGGUAUUGAAGUUGAUGCCAAGUAUGGAGGAACAGGGGCUUCAUUUCUUUCCUCCAUCAUAGUGAUAGAGGAAUUAGCCAAAGUCGAUGCAUCUGUGGCUCUACUCAGUGACCUUCAGAACACAAUUGUUAACAAGCUGAUUACAAAACAUGGAACAGAAGAACAAAGGGCCACCUAUUUGCCUAAGCUGAUUACAGAAGAUCUGGGAUGCUUUUGCCUUUCAGAGGCUGGAGCAGGUAGCGACUCUUUUUCUUUGAAGACCAGAGCUGAUAAAAAGGGAAAUUAUUAUGUCAUCAAUGGGUCAAAGAUGUGGAUUUCUGGUGCAGAGUAUGCAGAUCUCUUCGUGGUUUUUGCAAACGUUGACCUUCCUGCUGGUUAUAAGGGAAUCACCUGCUUCUUAGUAGAUCGUGAUACAGAAGGCCUUCAUGUAGGGAAAUCAGAAAACAAAUUGGGGAUCAGAGCUUCUUCCACCUGCCCAUUAACAUUUGAAAAUGUCAAGGUUCCAGAAGCAAAUAUCUUGGGACAAGUUGGACAUGGCUAUAAAUAUGCCAUAGGAAUUCUUAAUGAAGGUAGAAUAGGAAUUGCUGCACAGAUGCUGGGACUGGCCCAAGGAUGUUUUGACUACACCAUUCCAUAUAUUAAAGAAAGGGAACAAUUUGGCAAAAGAAUAUUUGAUUUUCAGGGGCUCCAACACCAAAUGGCUUAUGUGGCCACCCAGCUGGAAGCUACAAGAUUACUGACAUACAAUGCUGCCAGGCUUGUAGAAGCUGGGAGGCCAUUCAUAAAAGAAGCAGCCAUGGCCAAAUAUUACGCGUCAGAGAUGGCAGGGCUCACAACUAGUAAAUGUAUUGACUGGAUGGGAGGAGUAGGCUAUAUCAAAGAUUACCCUGUAGAAAAAUACUUCCGAGAUGCAAAGAUUGGUACAAUAUAUGAAGGAGCUAGCAAUAUCCAGCUGAACACCAUUGCAAAGCACAUUGAUGCAGAAUACUGACAUCCAUAAAAUUGGGCCCCACCCUCGUAUCACUGGUAUAACAUUUUAAAACUGUUGUGCCUUGUUGGAGGAGUAAGGCUCCAUAGCACUGCAAGGUUCUAUUGAGGCCCCUAGUUAUGAUCCUCUGGCUUUGCCCUUUCUCUUUCCUCUUUCCAGUUUGCUUAUGUUAGGCACAAAAAAUCAUUUCUAAAAUUUGGGAGACGUGCACCUCUAUUUUCCCUAAAACUGUUUUUAAACUUCUGUACAUAUUUAUAUUAUCAUCCAGGUUCAGAAUAUAUAGAAAUUUCAUUCCAUCAACAUUUGGAAAAAUGAAGACAUUUGAAGUAUUGCAGAAAUAGUUAUUUUAUACUCAUUCUAAAUCUUUAUAUUGUGGUACUAGUCAGAGCGACAUUUGUUACAGUAGUCAGUUUUUAUUAAAUACUUUAUAGAUUCAACUAUAAGUUGCUAAAUGAAGUAGAAACUGAUAAAAAUUUAUUUGAAAAAUCUAAAACUUCUAGUUGUGAAUAUCAGAAUGGAUGGGGAAUAAGAGUGUAACUUUGUAGUUCAUAUAAUUGAAAAAAAGACAUUAUUUUAACCAAGUAAAACAAUAUAAUUUGUUGGUAUAAUUGACCUGUAAAAGAUUUAAUUUCAUGAAGGUUUCAUCAGGUCAUUUUUAAAAACAUGUCCCUGCAUUAGUUUUAAACUAUAAAGUUGGAAUAGUUUGGUUUAAUAAUCAGAAAGUGUUCAAUAUUGUAAUAUUAUUCCAUACUAUUUUUCACUAGUAAAAUUUCUUUCGGUAUUUUAGUUGAAUACUCUUCCCUCAGACUUCAUUCUUGCGCUUUAUCCUGAGUAGUAAUUAAUUCAGAAACUGAGUUCUAGUUCAGCGAUUCUCAAGAGAGUGAUAUCUUGCCUCCAUAAAGAAGUAUAUCAAAGUCUCAUGAGGAAUGAGGGAUACAAGGGCAGUGUAGAGUUUGAAAAAGUUUAUUCAAUAUUAAAAUAAUUUUAUAUUUGGGAAGACAAAUAUAAAUCUCUUGUUUUGUAAUACAAAUGGUAAAUAAGCAUAGCCCAACAAAUACACAGUAGUGAUGCCAUUUCUUCAGUAUUAGGAUUUCUCAGUGAGGAGAAAAAAAAAACUGGUACAGAACCUGCAUCCUCAAAGGAGAGAGGUGGACAACAGAUGAGAGUUUUCUGCAUAAAGGGUGGGUUAGACAUGAAAAUGUUACAAGGAGCAUGCACUUGCUAAAAAUCAUAAUUACUAUUAAAUAGGAAGCAUUUUAGUACUUUAAUGAAAGAAUGUUUAUUACGAAAACCUUACAUUUCAGAGUAAUUUUGAUUUGCACAUUCGUGUUUAUUGAAUUAGAUUAAUUUCUACAAUGCAAAUCAUAGUUAAAUAUUCAAAGUUGUAUAAAUUUAGUUGAGUUAGGAAUUAUGUUAAAAUAUUAAGAAGAAAUAAGGACAAAUUUAGACCUUGGAUUCAAAGAGAUAAAAUCCACUUGAUUUUCAGAUAGAUGAGAACCCCUUUUUCAAUUUUUCAAAACUAAAAGACAGAGUAAUCUGACUUUAAAAAGUAAGAAAUAGGGCCGGGGAUUUAGCUCAGUGGUUCCGCCACCUGCCUUGCAAGCGGAAGGAUCUGAGUUUGAUCCCCGGUACCAAAAAAAAAAAAAAAACAAAUAGAUAAAGUACCUUAAAAGGGGGCUCAGACAUCUUUGGUUUCUGUGAUUAUGUAAAAGAGGUGGACUUUAUGGAUUAUGAAGUAGGAGUCUGCCUUAGUAAGCAGAAUCCCAGCUUCUUCCAUGAUAAACCUCUUGUUCAUAUUUGCAAUAGAGAGCCUCCCAUAUACAUGUGGACCUUCCUUGAAUAUAUAUGUAGUUUAGACAGAUUUCUAACUGUGUAUGUUCACAAAGAACAGUCAAAAUUAAUAAGUAUAUUCCUGUAAUCCCAGCAUUUUGAGGGCUUGAGGCAAGAGGCACAAGUUCAAGCUCAGCCUGGGCAAUUUAGUGAAUUAGCAAGACCCUGUCUCAAAAAAUAAAAAAGACUGGGGAUGUAACUCAGACAGAGGCCCUGGGUUCAAUCCCCAGUGCUGAAAAAAAUUUAAAUUAUAUAUUAUAGUUUAUAUAUUCACCUGGUUUCUUCUGUUAGUGAAUCUUCAUAUUAUUUUACCAAGGAAAGGUUUCCCUGCAAUUCUGCAUUGUAGCUCUUCUUACAACUAUGACUUUGGGGUUUUUAAAACUUUCUACCUUGAGUUUAUGUAUUGUGGAGAACCAGCGAUUCUUCUCCUGAAGCCUAUUGUUACAGUUUGUUAAUUUGAGGAUUUGGCUGUCUUGGGGCUCAGAAGGUAGAGAAUUGUUUUUAUCAAAUUUAUAUGGGUGGAAUUGAUUUCAUCCCAACUGCCAAGUUAAUGUUGUUAGAGUUUUCAUUUUAUAACAUGGAAACAAAUUGGCAUCAGUGACUUUAAAAUCAUGGAAAGUUAAAUCUAGAGAGACCUUCUAGAACUAUCCAGCCAUUUCCCUCAUUUGAAAGUAAGUAAAGGAUUCAUGGUGUAGGUUAUUUUCCCAUGUGGUCCUCUCUCCAGGGUCAAAUACAAGAGUUCAGAUAUACUCUGUUCAACAGAUUUGGAGUUCUUCCUUGCUUGGUCAUUGUUCAUUUAUUUGAGUUUUAACUGAUAAAGAAUGAACAUUUCAGAAGUGUUAUGAUUGAUGAGUGUCAUCACAUAUAUUAAUCACUUGCCAAAGGCACUGCAUUGGCAUUUGUCAAGCUCUCUUAGGCUGUUUCUGAGAUGUCAAAUGCAAAGAUUAUUAUAUGUGAUUGUUUGGCUUCAUUGUUGUGCUAUAUAAUUAGUUACAUUCCUGCUGGUCUAUUUUUGUUGAUGUUUCAUAAAGUGAAAGUUUUGUUUUAAUAGCAUAUAUCACAUUGUAUUCAUUUUUAUGAAAUCAGUAUUUAUAGCUAUAGAAAAUGAAAAUAUAAAGCACUAAAUUAACUGGAGAUUGUUACUCUAAUAAAGCAAAAUUGUUUGUUACACAUA
Heterocephalus glaber (naked mole-rat) is the source of this 4409-nucleotide messenger RNA. It is a transcript of the gene Acadsb, whose product is annotated as acyl-CoA dehydrogenase short/branched chain. Lineage: Eukaryota; Metazoa; Chordata; Mammalia; Rodentia; Bathyergidae. The record is from RefSeq and is a predicted model, not a curated record. Gene Ontology annotation, molecular function: acyl-CoA dehydrogenase activity; flavin adenine dinucleotide binding. Gene Ontology annotation, cellular component: mitochondrion.